Molecule: messenger RNA, 4786 nt
Organism: Arachis duranensis
Lineage: Eukaryota; Viridiplantae; Streptophyta; Magnoliopsida; Fabales; Fabaceae
Product: two-on-two hemoglobin-3
Exons: 2
Coding region: 1350-2219 (289 amino acids)
Biological process (GO): oxygen transport
Molecular function (GO): heme binding; oxygen carrier activity; oxygen binding
Source: RefSeq, a predicted model, not a curated record
GUCUGCAAGAGAAGGCCGCUGAAUGGAGCGGAGUUGAGACCACCCUUGCUUUCGCCAUUGACGACAACGGCGGCGGCGCCAAUCUCUUUCAGAAAUUGGGCCUCCAAACCUUUAUUAACCUCUCCACCAAUUUCUACGACAGGUGUUGCUGUGACAAUGGAUGAGCAACAAUAAUUCUCUCUUCCCUUAACACUACCUACGAGACUUCCCUUAUAGCAUUGAUUAUGCUUUUUCUUGUCUUCUUUUAUACUGUUUCAUUGCUAUUAGCAUUCAAUGGUUCUUGUAAUACUCCUCUGUGAGGCUUUCAUGCUCUCUUAGUUAAUACCACGAGAUCUUUACCCCUUCCAUUGGGUGCUCUCAUUGAUAAUGGCCGACAAUAUUCGGAUGAAGACUAUGGAGGCUGACAUCAAGCAUUUGUAUCAAAUGAUCGAAGCGGCCACCGAGGAAGGCAGAUCUGAACGCGCGCACGCCACAGAGGCUACAGAUCUGAAGCUAGAAGCGAUCCAGUCCACUCUCACCCAUCUUCUCUCUGAUCCGAAUCGCGGGCAUUCCGUCGUGUGUGACUCCCCGCAAGGCUCGAACUCUGGAGCCGAUCAUCACCAACGACAACUACAACUGUACAGAAGGGUGAGCUUUGAUCUCCUGAAAUUUGAUGGAACGGAUGCACUAAAUUGGAUAUUUCCUGUCGACCAAUACUUCGAUUUCUUUCGAGUUCCAGUGGAAGAACAAGUCAGUCUCGUCGUAAUGCACAUGACCGGCAUGGCAGUGUCGUGGUUUCAAAUGGCUCAAUGCUUAGCUCCUUUCUGAUCAUGGGCUCAGUUCAAGCGCGACAUUGAGAUCGAAUUUGGACCCUCUCUCUUUGAGUCCCCGCGAGAACUCUUAUUCAAGCUUUAACAACACAGCUCUGUGUCUGAUUAUUAUGCCGAAUUUGUUUCAUUGGUGAAUCGAUCCAGCAUCGAACCUCAGGAUGCACUACGUGAUUGUUUUAUCAGUGGAGUGCAGGUGGAUAUUCGCCGCGAAGUAAAGGCACAGUGCCCCCUUCCUUGAUGCGAGCUGUCAGUCUUGCGCGCUUGUAUGAGGACAAAUUCUCGUCCACCACAAGGAACACGCACGACCCUUCUAACUAUAGGCCACCUCUUGCUUCGCCCCAACACACGACACCGUUGCGACCACCACCCUGCAACACUCUACCUCCGUUACUACCUACACCACCGUAGCAGUAGAUCCCUACCAAGAGUUCUAUCAAGCGUUUGACACAUGCCAAAAUCCAGAGCCGCUGUGACAAGGGAUUAUGUUACUGGUGUGAUGAGCGGUUCUCUGCCACACACAAAUGCCCAAAUAAACAUUUUAUGCUCUAUCAGGUAGAGCUAGAGCUAGAUGCUUCCCCAGGGAUUUCAAUUGAGGAGGUCCCCAAUGGCGGCAAAUUGUUGCAACGACUUGAUCAACAAGUAAUUGAACAUCAUCUAUCUUAUAAUGUGAUGCACGACACUUCUGGACCUGCAUCCAUUCGAAUCAAGGCUCAGAUUAGGGGUUUAGAUGUUCAAGCUCUCAUUGACGGGGGUAGCUCCGAUAGCUUCAUCCAGCCGCGCAUUGCCAAGUUUUUAAACCUUCCGAUUGAUCCAGCUCCGGGUGUUCGUGUUAUGGUGGGUAAUUUCGCAAUUAUGGAUGUAGAGGGGCGAAUUUCCUCCCUGGAAGUGACAUUGCAAGUUUGCAAGAUUACCAUUCCGGAGGUCUUUGUUCUCCAUGUUGCGGGAGGAGAUUUGGUGAUAGGCACCCCGUGGUUGAGGACUCUGCGAGCUCAUAUUGUGGAUUACGACGCUGCUUUUCUUCGUUUUUGGCACGAGGGACAGUUUGUGACAGUGCAGGGUGAGACUUCUUCAGCCCUGUCUCAAGCUCAAUUUCACCAUAUUGGGCGAUUGGUCAACACCGACGCCAUAGCGGAGGCAUUCACGGUUCAACUUCAGCAAAGUGAUGAGAGAGCAGAAACACUUUUACAGCUUCCGGAAGGGUUGAACCUAGAGUUAACCAUCCUUCUCCACACUUGUGGCACAGUUUUUGCUCAACCCAAGGGACUGCCACCACAACGGGCGCAUGAUCAUUUGUUUCCUCUGACUAAGGGUGCCGAACCGGUCAAGGUGCGGCCAUACCGGUAUCCUCAUAGCCAAAAGAAUCAAAUUGAAUUGAUGGUGAAACAGAUGUUGGAGGACAGAAUCAUCUAACCCAGUAAUGGCCCAUUUUUCUUUUCCAAUUCUAUUAGUCAAAAAGAAAGAUGGAACAUGGCUUUUUUGUACUGACUAUAGAACCUUGAAUAAAAUUACUAUCAAAUAUAGCUUCCCAAUCCCAACUGUGGAUGAGUUGCUUGAUGAACUAUUUCGUGCUACUGUUUUUUCUAAACUUGAUUUACAGUCCGGGUAUCAUCAAAUCUUGGCGAGACCCGAGGAUAGGCACAAGACAGCAUUUCGCACCCACCAAGGCCUUUACAAGUGGCUUUUAAUGCCGUUUGGACUUACCAAUGCCCCAGUGACCUUCCAACAUUUGAUGAAUGAUGUCUUUCGGCCUCACUUACGGAAGUUUGUACUUGUAUUCUUUGAUGAUAUUUUGGUUUAUAAUUCCUUUUGGGCGUUGCACCUACAACACCUUGAGAUGGUCUUACAAAUUCUGCAAUGGGAGUGUUUAUUUUCCAAGCUCUCUAAAUGCCUUUUUGGCACAGCAGAAAUCGAUUAUUUGGGGACAUACAAUUUCCGGAAAUGGAGUGCACAUGGAGCAAGCCAAAGUGAAGGCUUUUUAUGAAUGAAAGCAGCCCCAGAAUCUCAAGCAGCUUAGGGGAUUUCUCACAGGUUAUUACCGCAGAUUUAUCAAGGGUUAUGCGACUUUGGCAGCACCCCUUACCGACCUAUUAAAGAAAGAUGCUUUUCUAUGGAGCACUCAGGCAUCGGCGGCUUUCCAACGUCUCAAGGACGCUAUUUCUUCCCAACCUGUGCUAGCACUACCCAAUUUUGAGUUGCCUUUCGAGUUAGAGACGGAUGCCUCGGGGAUAGGCAUUGGUGCGGUUCUGAAACAAGAAAAGCACCCAAUUGCUUAUUUUUUAAAAAAAAUUGUCCUCCACUAUGCAGCAACAAUCAUCUUAUGUCAAAGAGUUUUAUGCAAUUACAGAGGCAAUGGUUGAAUUUCGACACUAUUUAUUAGGGAGGCACUUCAUUAUCCUCUCGAAUCAGCAAAGUUUGAAAGCAUUGGUUGACCAAACAUUGCAUACACUAGAACAGCAGAAGUGGAUGGCUCCACAAGUUAUUGGGUUUUGACUUUGAAAUUCAAUAUAAACCAGGCUGGGAGAACGUUGCAGCUGAUGCUCUUUCACAGUGCUUCUUUGCUACAUUUUCUACACCUCAACUUGAUUGGGUCACGACUUUAAAGGAGGAUCUUCAAGCCGAUGAUUCACUAAAGGCCCUAUUGCUUUAAUGCAGGCAAAAUCCUCAAGCUGAGGGUAAUUACUCUUCAAAGAAUGGCCUUUUUCUUUGGAGGAACAAGGUUGUUAUUCCUUUAGGCAAUAGCUUGAUCAAGCUUAUUUUAAAGGAAUACCAUUAUAGUAUGAUCGGCGGUCAUUCGGGCAUUGCCAAAACAAUUGAGCGGAUCGCGUCCAAUUUUUAUUGGCCUAAUAUGUAGGGGGAUAUCCGGUGUUAUGUGCUAGACUGUGCCAUUUGUCAACAAGCCAAAACCGAAGCGAAGCGGCCGGCUGGUUUAUUGCAACUGUUGUCCAUUCUUGCUCAAGUUUGGGACCAAAUUUGUAUGGAUUUUAUCACUGCCUUGCCUCAGUCUCACGGGCAUUGGUUAUCAUGGUAGUGGUGGACAAACUCUCUAAAUUUGUCCAUUUUAUUGCGCUGAAACAUGAUUUUGAUAGUAGGACAGUGGCUGAAGCUUUCAUAGAAAACGUGGUUAAAUUGCAUGGGUUUCCUAACUCCAUAGUUUCAGAUCGAAAUUGCAUUUUCAUCAGCAAAUGUUGGCAGCGUCUAUUCAAGUUACAGGGCACUAAGUUAGCUAUGAGCUCUGCGUAUCACCCUCAAACCGAUGGUCAAAGUGAAGUUGUCAACAAAACUCUGAAAAUGUACCUUAGAUGCUUUUGUUUCGAAAACCCAAGCAAGUGGAAGGACUUACUUUCUUGGGCUCAAUUUUGGUACAACACAUCGUUCCACAGUAUCUUUCUUUUCUGCUACAGACGUUGGAGAUUGGGCCGAUUCUCCAGCCUUCUAAGAUCUUGGAUAGCAGAACAGUUAUAAAAAAUGGGCAUGAGAAACUCCAAGUGAAGAUCCGCUGGGGUCCAAGUUAGGCAGCAGAGGUAGCUUGGGAAUCUGCUGCAGACAUUACUAAUGCUUUUCCUCAAUUUAACCUUGAUGGCAAGGUUAUGUUUAGAGAGGGAGGUAAUGUAACGAAGAAAAAUAGUAGAAGGAGGAUUAAGGUAAGUAAUGAUGAUAGUUGUGUCCAAAAUGACAAGCCGUUAUCACCAGGUAAGUAAUGAUAAUAGCGUUGAGUGAUAUUGCUCUCUCUUUCUGAAAAUUCUUCUCCGACUUCUUUCCCCUUUUGAAUAUUGCUUCUUUAUUCCUCUUCUUUUCCAUCAUUCAGCUAUGACAAUGGAUGAACGACAAUAAUUCUCUUUUCCUUUAACACUACCUGCGAGACUUUCUUUAUAGUAUUGAUUGUGUUUUUUCUUGUCUUCUUUUAUACUGUUUCAUUGCUAUUAGCACUCAAUGGUUCUUGUAAUACUCCUCUGUAAGGCUUUCAUACUCUCUUAGUU